UACGAGUAUAAGCAAACAUGCACGUGUGCAAACCUUCAUUAUCUGUCGAAAUACUGUGCGCGCACAAGCACAGAAAAUCUAUAAAAUCCUCCUGCCGCCCCCGCUCUGCCGGCGCCACGCAGGCGCGUUGUCACUGACGUCAGUGCAUCGCCGAUAUCAACCAUCAACACUCGCUGCAAAGAGUUACAACUCAGUAGUUAACCGUACAGUUAUCAACACUAAUACUGUAGAUAAUAAAUUAUUGUUGUCAAAGAUGACAUUCCGACGGUAUGCCUUCCUGGCACUCCUGUCGAUGACGACAAUCGCCUCCACCUGGCAGUUUGAGUUCAAGCAUCACGACAAUACUGAAUUACCGCUGGUUCUCAACGAUGUCCACCAACGGUGUCCACAUGUUACACGCGUUUACACUUUGUCCGAGAAAUCUGUCCGUGGAAUACCUUUGUAUGCUAUUGAAUUUGGUAUGCAACCAGGCAAGCAUCAACCAUUGAUACCUGAGUUCAAAUACGUCGCUAAUAUUCAUGGAAAUGAAGUGCUUGGAAGAGAAUUACUCCUCAAACUUGCUGACCAUCUAUGCUCGAAAUAUCUUGCAAUGGACGAUGAAGUUAUUAGCUUAAUUCGUUUAACCCGUAUUCAUUUGAUUCCCAGCUUGAACCCGGAUGGAUGGCAAUUGGCAACGGACACCAAAGAUGAGGAUGGAAGGCAAGACGUUGUGGGAAGAUACAAUAAUCAUUCCGUGGAUCUGAAUCGAAAUUUUCCUGAUUUAAACAAGAUUAUGUACAGUAAUGAGUUGUACCACAUUGAUCACAAUAAUCAUCUGUUAAAUCAAGUCAACAGUUUGUCUCAACCAUUGGAACCUGAAACUAAAGCGAUGAUUCGUUUAAUCAUGCAAAUACCGUUUGUUCUCUCCGCUACUUUUCAUGGAGGUGACAUGGUUAUUAAUUAUCCUUAUGAUGGCAGCCGUACUGGCAAAGAAGUGGGGGAAUAUGCCAAGGCACCUGAUGAUAGACUAUUCAAGAUGUUGGCUUUGAGUUAUGCAACACAUCAUACAGACAUGGCCGAUCCUACACGCGCAGCAUGCGACGCCAUUGAUAUACCUUUCGGCCGUCAGAGCGGAAUUACAAAUGGCGCCGCCUGGUAUAGCUUAAAAGGUGGACUGCAAGACUUCAACUACUUAUCAAGCAAUUGUUUGGAGCUGACUUUUGAGGUUUCCUGUCAAAAGUACCCACCUGCUGAGAAAUAGAGCGAAUGGGAACGCAACAAGCAGGCAAUGAUUUAUUACAUCUGGCAAACUCACUUGGGCAUUAAAGGCAUCGUAUACGAUAUGGAUGUGAAUCAUCCAUUAGCAAAUGCUGAAAUACACGUUGUGGAUAUUACGAAUGGAAAUGAUGAACAUAUUGGACAUGAAAUCACAUCAGCUCAUUAUGGUGAUUAUUAUAGACUUUUAGUACCUGGAAAGUACAAAGUCACAGCUUCGAGGGAAGGAUACCUGCCGAGAACAAGAAUUGUUAAUGUGCAUCCGCAUAAUAUCGGACAAGGAGCACUGAGGAUAGAUUUUCCUUUAACCAGACUUUCGUUUAGUAUUGAAUCAUUAGUUGAUGAAAUUACUUGUAGUAACAUUUUUUUAAAGAUGCAUAAAAUUAUUUUGAUUGUAUUUGUGGGGUUUUUGGUGAAACGAAGUUUAUCGCAAUCUUCUUCAGAGCUAUUAAAGAAUGAGCUGAGAUUUAUGCAUCAUAAUAAUAAUGAGUUAAUUCAAAUCUUAAAUGGUGUCAAUCAGCAAUGUCCAGAAAUUACUCAAGUAUUUGAGUUAAAUCCAUCGACUGUGAAUGGUAAUCGUUUGUAUGGAAUUAUAUUUGGAAUAAAUCCUUCGGCUCAUGAACCAUUAAUUCCGGAGUUUAAAUACGUAGGCAACAUUCACGGAAACGAAGUUGUGGGCAGAGAAUUACUCCUACGUUUAGCUGUUUACUUCUGCGAUGAAUUCCAUCGCGGUAAUCCUGAAAUUCAGCAGUUAAUACGCAUGACAAGAAUACAUUUGCUUCCAUCUGCAAACCCAGACGGUUGGGAAACAGCCACAAAUGCAAAUUAUGAAGAUCGGAAUUAUUUAACCGGAAGAGCUAACAAUAAUACAUACGAUUUGAAUAGGAACUUUCCACAGUUAAAUCAAAUUGUUUACAAGGAAAUGCAAACCAAUCCGGCAAUUAAUCAUCAUGUACAAAAUUAUUUAACUAAACUCGCUGAACCUUUGCAACCGGAAACAAAAGCCCUAGUUAAAUGGAUGUUACGUGAACCCUUUGUACUUUCGGGGUCUUUGCAUGGUGGUGCUUUGGUCGCCAAUUAUCCUUUCGAUGAAUCACGUCAUGGUGAAGGGAAAUCGUAUACUGCAUCACCAGACGAUGAACUAUUCAAAUCGAUUUCAAGAGAAUUCUCCUUGAAACGCCCAUCAUCAUACGCGGCAUCUCGUCCAAAUGGUGGCGAUGAAUGUAAUGCAUUCGAUGACUUCAAAGAUGGUGUCACCAAUGGCGCCGCGUGGUACAGUCUCGCCGGAGGCAUGCAAGAUUUCAACUAUUUAGCAACAAACUGUUACGAAAUCACACUGGAAUUGGGAUGUGUUAAGUACCCCGACGCUGAUGUGCUUCCCAGACUUUGGUUUGAACAUAAAGACGCUUUGAUUGCUUUUAUUUGGCAGACACAUAUUGGUGUCAAAGGCAUAAUAACGGAUGCCUAUACUGGUCAAGCAAUAAAAGAUGGGGUUAUACAUGUUGAUAGAUUUGAAAAUGGCCGCCGAAGUCCAAUUUGGCAUGAUGUUACAUCAGGCACUGAUGGAGAUUACUACCGAUUAUUGUUACCUGGCAGCUACCUUAUCACAGCAAAUAAAAAUGGUUACCAAUCUGUGACUAAAGAGAUUAUUGUUUAUGUUCGGUUACCAGCCGCAGCAAUGCAAAUCGAUUUUCAACUUCAACUUCGUAACUGUCGUUCUUUUAUCAAGCACAACGUAGCAAUGUAUAUUUAUACUUUAUUACUAUUCUAUUUUUGUGAUUAUGUCAGAUUUAUGAAUUGUCAGCUUUCCGCCACAAACACAGAUUUAAAAACUAACAUGAUUGAUAUUGGUCGACGUGUUGUGAAUGACAAUUCUACAUCAAUUGCAGUCAAGUAUAAAAGUGAUAGUGAAGUGCACCAAUAUCGAAACAAUAAACAAACUGGGAGUUUUUUAAUUGCGUUGCAAAAGAAAUGCCCGAAAGUAUCUCGGUUCUUUGCAUUGCCAGAUCGCACUUCUAAGGGUGAACCAAUUGUUGGAAUUACUUUCGGAAUAGUUCCGCAUAGACAUUUUAAAUUGAUACCAGAAAUAAAAUUGGUGUCAAAUGUAUUUGGUGGUGACCUGAUUGGAAAAGAAUUAUUACUAGAACUGGCGCAAUAUUUAUGUGAAGCAAGUAAUAAAAGAAAUUUGAAUGUUAUACAGUUAUUUCAAAUUACUAGAAUACAUAUUGUGCCCUGCAUGAAUCCUGAUGCUUGGUCAACCACGUUUGAGGAGUAUACUCGUAUUACCACUCAAGGUCGCAAUAAAAAUAUUAAUAAUAAUAAUCUUGUUAGCUGGAAUGCCAAACUAUUUAAUCGCUACGUCGACGAUUUAUUAUGUAAUAAUAUUUCAACAAGUUAUCAAUUACCAUUAUAUCUUAGUCAAGAGACUCGAGCGAUGCUCAACUGGUACCAAAGAGAACAAUUUGUCCUUUCAUUGGACAUCCGCUCUGGUGGAAAAAAGAACAAUUAUCUCACACCAUCAUCCAAUCCAUUGCAAAAUUUACGAGCACCUGAUAAAGAUAUAUUCAGAUACCUUGAAGCAUUAUAUAAAAAAUAUAAUCCUUCUAUUUUACCAUGGUGUGCAGGAUCCAAUCUCCCACGUACCACUAACGAUAUCAACAAUAUAAUAACAACAAAUACAGACUCAGCCCUAUCUAAUUACAACUACAAAAUUCUACACUGUUUGGAAAUACAAGUGCAAGUUGAUUGUCUCGCAAUCAUUCGUAAUCAACAAGAAUUUUAUAAACUUUGGUUGCUCAAUAAACCAGCUCUGCUGAAUUUCAUGUGGCAAGCGCACAAUGGAAUCAAAGGAAUCAUCUCCGAUUUCGACAGUAAAGAAAGCAUUCCUAACGCUUGUAUGAAAAUUUAUAAGAGUUCUGGAUUUAAAUCAGAACGGCUCGAAAGGAAUACAUGUUCAGCUGAAAGUGGUGAAUACUUUCGACCCUUAUUAAACGGCAUCUAUGUUCUAGUUCUACAUGUGAAAGGCUUUCACCAACUUACACAAACAGUUGAAGUAGAUAAUGCAAUUUAUUGCGGUGCGAAAGAAUUGAAUAUUGCUUUACGGAAAGCAUGAAUGAUUUAUGUAUGCGUUGCGAUUUUUGUUUUAUUUUUAUAAGUUAUUAAACGGUUAUUAAUUCGUUUACAA
Dalotia coriaria is the source of this 4438-nucleotide messenger RNA. RefSeq names its product carboxypeptidase D-like. Gene Ontology annotation, molecular function: zinc ion binding; metallocarboxypeptidase activity. Gene Ontology annotation, biological process: protein processing; peptide metabolic process. The record is from RefSeq and is a predicted model, not a curated record. Lineage: Eukaryota; Metazoa; Arthropoda; Insecta; Coleoptera; Staphylinidae.